CGCCAAAAACCCGAUGCGCUCCCAUGUGCCUACACGAUCCAGGUUCUCACUUUCAAUCUCCUUGAACUCUUCUAUUCGACUGUCAUUGCUGACAAAACGGCUCCGGGCCCGUUCGACUUCUCCUCUCCGUACCAUAUACACAAUAUACAUACCCGUCUUUUCCGCCGCUCAGCAUAUCUUUCCCGGUCCUUGGCCGAUCUAUCUUGGACCCACACGCGCACACUCACACGUUGCAAAGAUGGGCAUUUACCGACCACUCGUGGUCACAGCACUUUUGGAAGGAUGUCAGCUCCUGGAAUGCGACUCGCCUGUUACCAUGAGGAUGAACUUGAUGGCAUCGAGCAGAGAUGAUCCAAGGAUCCUGUAUAUCGUCAACGGGGACCGGAUUCUUGUCUACCACUUCUCGACGCUGACGCCCUCGGGAUUACCAACGUUGACGAAGCGAAUGUCGGAUCCAAGAUGCGCAAACGAUAACAGUGACGACAAAACGAUCAAUGUCAUAAAAACUGGAUACCUCGGCACAGAAGAAGUUCUGGUAACUGCAGAUGAAUCUGGAGAUGUCUGCGUAUGGUUUACCAUGAACCUGCAGCGCGACCCACUCCUAUUGAGUGUAACAGAGUCCGCAUGGGGGAUCGCAAUACACGCAGAGCAGCGCCUCAUCGCCAUAUCGUCCAACGCCCAUACUGUGACAGUGUUUCAUUGUGGAAUUGACUCGCGGCCCUCACAGCGACUUUUCUCAGGAUAUACAGAGCCCUCGGCGUCGGGAUCAAACGCGUCUUCAUCCUCAGGCCAUGGGCACAAUAUUCCGUGCGUGACAUUCAGUCCCUGCGGUCGCUUUGUUGCCACUGCAUCAGUCGAUCAGACCUGUCGGACCUGG
Molecule: messenger RNA, 877 nt
Organism: Gamsiella multidivaricata
Lineage: Eukaryota; Fungi; Mortierellomycota; Mortierellomycetes; Mortierellales; Mortierellaceae
Exons: 7
Molecular function (GO): protein binding
Source: RefSeq, a predicted model, not a curated record